Molecule: messenger RNA, 2320 nt
Organism: Photinus pyralis (common eastern firefly)
Lineage: Eukaryota; Metazoa; Arthropoda; Insecta; Coleoptera; Lampyridae
Gene: Ssl1
Product: general transcription factor IIH subunit 2
Exons: 6
Coding region: 176-1369 (397 amino acids)
Biological process (GO): nucleotide-excision repair; DNA-templated transcription; regulation of transcription by RNA polymerase II
Cellular component (GO): transcription factor TFIIH core complex; transcription factor TFIIH holo complex
Molecular function (GO): zinc ion binding
Source: RefSeq, a predicted model, not a curated record
UACAACCGGCCCUUACUGAAGGUUACUUUUCUCGCCAGAAAUCGCCUAAUGUCUCUGUAUAUAAUACAACUCUUCCAUAACCUACAAAUUUCGUUCAUGUUUUCAUUUAAUUAAAAAACUUAAAAGGUACAAUUUUAUCAGAAAGAACUUGUACUGUGGUCCGUAGGUCUUUAAAAUGGUAGACGAAGAAGAUCCUCGAGAGUACAGAUGGGAAACAGGCUAUGAGAAAACUUGGGAAGCAAUUAAGGAAGAUGAGGAAGGGUUUCUGGAAGCCUCGGUUGCCGAUAUUGUCCAACGAGCGAAACGAAAGCGCCAAGCACAAAAACAGAAGAAUACGAAGUUGGGAAUGAUGCGCCACCUAUUUCUUAUUGUGGAUUGUUCCGAGUCGAUGUCUAAUCAAGACCUCAAGCCGACGAGAUUAUAUUGCACCAUUAAGCUGCUCGAACUUUUCAUUGAGGAAUUUUUUGAUCAAAACCCCAUCAGUCAAUUAGGUAUAAUAAUAAUGCAGAAUAAACGGGCGGACAGAAUUAGCGAGUUAAGUGGAAAUCCUCGCAAGCACGUCAAGGCUAUUGCAGGUUUAAAUCGUACUUCGUUGCUUGGUGAGCCGUCAUUACAGAACGGUCUAAAUAUGGCUCUUAAAUCUUUGAAAUUGUUACCGUCGCAUGCCAGUCGAGAGGUGUUGGUGAUUAUUGGAAGUCUUACAACAUGUGAUCCUACCGACAUUAAUGUUACAAUUGAUGCAAUGAAAGCGGAAGGUGUUCGAUGUUCGAUAGUCGGUCUAGCUGCCGAAGUGCACAUUUGUAAACAACUAGCAUCUGAAACAAACGGAACAUACAAUGUCGUUUUAGACGACAGCCAUUAUAAGGAUUUAUUAUUUCAACACGUAGAACCUCCACCCGCAGCAUUUUGUUUGGAAUCGAGCCUUAUUAAAAUGGGUUUCCCCCAUCAGAUGGUAACGGAAGGAACAGAUGAACCUCUAACUAUGUGCAUGUGUCAUGUUGAUAGUGUUGAUGAAGGAAGUAAACUAACCACAGGUGGCUAUUACUGUCCUCAGUGUUGUAGCAAAUACUGCGAGCUACCUGUGGAAUGUAGAGUUUGCGGUUUAACAUUAGUGUCAGCGCCACACUUAGCCCGCUCGUAUCAUCACUUGUUUCCUGUAGGCGGUUAUAAAGAGCGCGAAUUUAACAACCAAGUCAGUUCUUGUUAUGCUUGCCAAAAAGUAUUUGGUGAAACGGAAAAGCAGGUGUACUGCUGUUUAAAGUGUGAAAAGAUCUUUUGCAUUGAUUGUGAUAUAUUUAUUCACGAUACACUACAUACAUGUCCAGGCUGUGCUACCAACUCAUCAGUAUUACAACAUAAAGCAGCUUAGUUAAAUUGUUAAACUAUUUUUAUUAAACAAUAGUUAUAGCAACCUACAUUCUCAAGUUUCAUCACAUAAUAAAUGAACAGGCCAAGUGAGAUUGUUUGUAUUAAUUUGGUUAUCGAAUUUAACAAACAGUUGUAAUAAUAGUUAGAACAGAAGGUAUUGCUACUGCAAUUAUUCCCGAAUUAGAACCCCUCAUUAGGGAACAGCCCUCUGUGCGUGGGGUGUCUAAAAAGAUGGGUUGCGAGAUCAACCACAGCUAGAUGUGGUAACAAUCUUCGUUACCAGCUAUUCCCGUCCUGGGAAUUGUCUCUACAUGGCAAAAAAGGGGUUCUUCAAAAAGUAUCAAGCAAUUCGUUAAUUUCCACAUAGGCAAACUAAUAUGGAAAUUAAACUUCGUGGCAAGAGCAUGUAAUGGAAACAUGACAAAUUAACAUUUACACCAAAAAUGAUAACGAUUUCGUAUGAUGAAAGUCAAUCACAUUUUCCAUACACAUGAUCCAGCAAAGAGGUUAAAUAAUGCCAAUUUCAAAAACAAAAGUUGGAAGUUAAAGAAAAUUGUAUACAAUAAACAAAUAAAUUGUACAGAAGUGCAUUGAAUAACAAAAAACAAACUUACACUGUAUAAGAUCUUCUCUUCGGUUCAAUGUUGUUAAAGGAAUUUGUGACUGGCGUACAAUGAUUUUUUUAGAAUGUUGGAAUAUUACUAGCCCUGUCAGUUUAACCGUUUUUUGACUAAUGGUUUUUGUCUUGAUAAUUCGAGUUGUAAAAUAACAGUUUUAUUUGAUAAAAAAAAGUUUAUUGUGCUUACGUUCUUUUCUAUGCGGUUCUGAAUAAACUUCAAUAAAUGUGGUGUAAAAAAAUAAAAUUGAACUCCGCACCUUAAUAAAAGGAAAUGAAUUUUUCAAGAAUUCAAGGUAACGAAAUUUUUUUUUAUGAGCGAGCUAUGUAUGACAA